AUGACUGAAGUUUUUCUCACGGACGCCAUAAUCACGGGAUGUUCGUCUACAGAACUGCGCCGGCGUAUUCUUCAACAGGAUCGUCCACUCGGUGAGAUCGAGGCCCUUGGGAUCACGCUUGAAGGCAUAGAGCAUCAAGUGAAGGACUUCAGUCACAAGGCUAGUGAUCAGUCUACGGAUAAUCGAAUUCUGAAAAUUAGCAGUAAGCCGCUGGGAAAACCCGAUGAUCGUUCUGCAUAUAUGCCACCCAAAUCGUUUACAAAAAAGCCCUACAAGUCACAAAACGCUGAUUUCAGUUGCUACAAUUGUGGACGACGCAACCAUAUCGCUUCUGCCGAAGUUUGUCCAGCCAAAGGAAAAAUUUGUCAUUUGUGCAAGCGUGUAGGCCAUUUUCAAUCACGGUGUCGGUUUCGCAAACUUCAGGAUAAGUCAACUAUCCAUUCGAAGAAGAUACGUCUCGUUGAGGAAGAGAAGAAUGAUACGCAAAUACUUGAGGACAAUGGAAAGACCUAUUAUGCUUUUCAUACGGGAAAUGACUCCAAUAUUGUCAAAUGCGAAAUCGGUGGAGUAGCACUGGACGUGCUUAUUGAUUCAGGCUCUGAUGUAAAUUUGGUAACAGAUGCAGCAUGGCAACAUUUGAAACAGAAAAAUGUAAAAAUACAUCAAUCCGCCAAGGGAAGCUCAAGAAUAUUGAGAGGAUAUGCAAGUAACAUUCCAUUGACAAUACUCCGGACUUUUAUCACGGAUGUACAGAUUAGUGGCAAAUCGAUUCGAGCGGAGUUUUACGUUAUAAAAGGGGGUCAAAGAUGUUUGCUGGGAGACCAAACAUCCAAGAGCUUAGGAAUACUAAAAGUUGGACUGGACAUUCAUCUAAUUGGAACUGAUACAAAACCUUUCUCUAAAAUCAAGGAUGUGCAAGUUCAUAUCCAGAUGGAUUCAGGAGUAAAGCCAAUUUUUCAGCCACUCAGGAGAGUACCAAUGCCAUUGGAAGACGCCGUCAACAAAAAGUUGGAGCUGAUGCUAUCCAGAGAUAUCAUUGAGAGAAAAGAAGGACCUGCGACGUGGGUUUCGCCUCUAGUGGUAGUAGGAAAGUCAGAUGGUGACCCCAGAAUCUGUCUCGAUUUACACCGUGUAAAUGAAGCUGUUCUUCGAGAGCGCCAUCCAAUGCCAAUCGUGGAUGACUAUUUGGCAAGAUUGGGCGAAGGGAAGUAUUGGACCAAACUUGAUAUAAAAGAGGCUUUCCUGCAGAUUGAAUUGGCGCCCGAAUCAAGGGAUGUGACAACAUUUAUCACUAACAAAGGAUUGUUCCGCUUUAAGAGGCUUCCAUUUGGACUUGUAACGGCUCCAGAAUUAUUUCAGAAAGUUAUGGACCAGGUGCUAGCGGGAUGUUCCGGUACAAUGUGGUAUUUGGAUGAUGUAAUCAUCGAAGGGAAUGACCUGCAACAACAUGAUGCACGAUUAAAUGAGGUAGUUUAA
Sabethes cyaneus is the source of this 1476-nucleotide messenger RNA. RefSeq lists its product as uncharacterized. The transcript has a single exon. Bases 1 to 1476 code for a protein of 491 amino acids. Gene Ontology annotation, biological process: proteolysis. Lineage: Eukaryota; Metazoa; Arthropoda; Insecta; Diptera; Culicidae. Gene Ontology annotation, molecular function: nucleic acid binding; aspartic-type endopeptidase activity; zinc ion binding. The record is from RefSeq and is a predicted model, not a curated record.